Messenger RNA from Recurvomyces mirabilis, 435 nucleotides. RefSeq lists its product as uncharacterized. The coding region runs from base 1 to 435 and encodes 144 amino acids. The transcript has a single exon. The record is from RefSeq and is a predicted model, not a curated record. NCBI's taxonomy places the organism in Eukaryota, Fungi, Ascomycota, Dothideomycetes, Mycosphaerellales, Teratosphaeriaceae.
AUGGUCGAUGCGGCGUCUUCCGAGAUCAGAGGCUAUGUCGACUGGGCAGAGGCAGAGCAGCUGCCGCUCGGGAUCAGCUUAUACGGACUCGAGCAUCUCCUGGGAUAUCUCGACAACGAUCCUGGGACGAAGAAGCCAGUCUUCACAUAUUAUGCACAGGCCGAGGAGCUUCGGGUAUUGUUCUGGGAAAGCCUGCAGCGCCACGUACAUGAGAUCAAUUCUGAUACUGUCCGCCACGCCAUAGAAAUCGCUGCUCAGCUUGGCAUCUUGCUCUGGCAUGGCUUCGCAUGGGAUGACGGCAGGAUCGAUCGAGUCGUGGACCCCGAGCAUGACGCUGUAGAGGUGGGAUACUUGCAGGAGUUCUUGCGUGUGCAGGCAGAGCCGUCAAGGCGGGACUCGGCCAUCGUCCAUGGUCCUGCCGCUGGUUCAAGCUGA